CGCAUAGGGAUCCUGCAUCAGGGGACGACGAUGCGGGUGAAGUCGAGGAUCCAUGGGAUGCACCUUACCCACUAUCCGUCACCUCCAUCAGCAGGCCUGUCAUGCGAGUGGAAUGUGGUUCCGACUUUUCCUUCGCAAUCACGACUGCAAACGAGCUCUGGUGCUGGGGAUGCAACGCGGAUGGCCAAUUGGGAUUGGGACAUACGUACUUGAUCCACUAUGCGUAGCCUUGUCCGUAUGUACUGUUUUUACCGGAAACCUAACCUUAUAAUUUCAUCAGCAAGGUCAAUUGAUCUCCGCUAAAACAAACCAGAAACGACGUCAAGGACGCUGAGCGCAUCGACCUUUUUGGCGCCGCCACACCCGCCGUCAGCGUUGCCGCCGGCUCAAGACAUAGCAUGGUCCUAACCUCGGAGCUCGCCGUCUACGUAUGUGGAUCCACUGGCCAUGGUCGCCUAGGUCUCGGCAAAGCUAUCACUUCUACCCCUUCAAUCAAUGUCUGGACACUCAAUGGCUCUUUGAGCGAGCAAUGUAAUAGUAUCGCCUGCGGUGAGAGCCACACUGCAGCAAUUUGUGGCGGUCUGAUCAUGAGUUUCGGUGCAGGCAGCUUUGGCAGAUUAGGUCAUGGCGACUUGCUGGAUACGUAUUUGCCUACAUUAGUCCGAAACUUUGACGAGGUGGCGAAGCAAGUUGCGUGUGGAGCCUUUCACACUGUGGCCCUGACGACGAAAGGCCGUCUUUGGAGCUGGGGUACUGGGUGCCCUUUGGGAUACAUGAUUAUGAGCUGCUCGUGAAAGUUGAGGUAUCGCUGUCAUCAGUGAGGAUGAAUUUCAUGUCCAUCAUCCAUGGCAAGUACUACGCAAAUGUCGGAUCAUCGUCGCUUUCCUAAUCGAGGAUUUUCUUGUCCUUAAAAACUAGUACUGAGAGUGAGACUUGUUCUUUCGAGAAUCUUUCUCUACUAACGUGCACGACGCAGACAACAGCGUCGUCUCGAUUCCAAGACGACUGAACUUCGAGUUUCAGGGACCUGUCCUGCAGAUCGCGGCGGGUCCUUUCCACACUUUAGUUCUCUGCACUCAAGGUCGCGUAGCCUGUUGGGGUAACGGGAGCCACGGAAGAAUAGGCAUGGGACCGGACAUGUCGAAUUGUCCGAAACCGAAGUUCUUGGCUGUUAGUCAGCCUGGUGCGGGUGGCGGAGAGUUUCGCGAAGCGAUUCUGAGGGAACAGAUACUAGACAUAUGCGAGAAAAAGCCAAAAGCGGGAGGAGG
Messenger RNA from Amoebophrya sp. A25, 1268 nucleotides. The record is from the annotation of a GenBank genome assembly. Lineage: Eukaryota; Dinophyceae; Syndiniales; Amoebophryaceae.